Anopheles stephensi (Asian malaria mosquito) is the source of this 3363-nucleotide messenger RNA. RefSeq lists its product as uncharacterized. NCBI's taxonomy places the organism in Eukaryota, Metazoa, Arthropoda, Insecta, Diptera, Culicidae. The transcript is spliced from 5 exons. Bases 2479 to 2982 code for a protein of 167 amino acids. The record is from RefSeq and is a predicted model, not a curated record.
UCCUUCAAUAACCGCAAAAUCUGUCCAAGCUCGACAUAAACUGACUGAAAACAACUUAAUCCACCCGCUCGGUACCGUUCAAAUGCACAGAAAGUAUUUACCGCUUAACCAACUGCCUAUCGUCUCGAAUGAUUUGAAACAAUUUCGCCUACCAAUUUUCCCAAACGCUCCAUCCUCCAUACGGUUUUCCUCUCGACAAAGCCGAAUGGAAAUGAUGUCCUCAAUUUAUGUUUGACUCUUUCUUUCUUCGUUUCGUCGCGCUUACCGAAGAAGUAAAUCGUGCAGGCGCAUGCAGCGUUCAAUCGUUCGGAAUAAACCGUGUCACCGGCAUAACAACCGACCGCGGUGGUUGCCGCGGUUUUUGGUCCCGAAGACCCGGCGAGGAUGUUCGGAUGUCGGAAGACACAUUUCUCGGAACGCCUUCCAUGUCAACGCAAACACGCUAUUGAUUUAUCGAACAAAUGUGUGUACCAAACACGGGUGGGUUCUGGUCGGCGAAGGCCUAGCUCCCCCUUGGACUGACUCUUGGACGCAUUGUCCCGAGUGUCAUUAUUUAUGUGCCAACUGCCUGCCUGUGUCUGUGUGUCACCUGCAGUGGACGGCAGCUAUCUGCAGAAACGCGUCCCUGUGAGUAUGUUUCACCCCACCACCAGCAAGCCCAGCCAGUCAGCCAACCCGUGGGCAACACGGUCCGUGUGUUUAUUAACAAUUGCACCGGAACAACAGUGCUGCACUCGUAUGCGCUCUUGGGUGCGCUAUUUUCGGGAACGGAUGGAAGAAUCAGAGACAUCAAAAGCUUUGCCAGUAUUUAAACAUUUACUGUCGCGCUUUGUCGACACGUCAACAUGUCCCGCAGCAUCCCGACUGCAUCCUCAAACUGACAGCCGUACGAGCGCAUCCGACGAGGGUUCAUAAAUAAAAUAUCGCCACCCUGAUCCUAUUUCGCAUUUUGGGUAUUGUCAUCUAUAUUCUAUUUUUUUUUUCACUCUCUGUCGCACACCACACACCACAAGGGAAAAGAAUAAAACGUUACCCUUUAUGUCCCUUCUCGUUCCUCACCCUGUUCUGUGCCUCUCCCUCGUUUCGGCGAAAAAUUUUAGUAUAACAAAUCCAAUGAUUUAUGGUUUCGUUACGUUUCUCGGGUAAGGCAGCUAGCUAGCCUGCCUGAUCGCAAAACAUAAAAUCCUGUCCUAAGCUUGUCGUUCGGUACGCUUUUUUGUGGCUUACUGUGGUGUAUGAGCUCCAAAAUAGCAACCCCCGCAGGCCUGCGAUACUUAGAGUACACGCACGGUUGUGAAGUGAAUACCACGCGCGUCCCAUUUUGCCUUUCCUAUUGCACGGCGCUAAAUGGCCUUUUACCCCCACUUUUUUUUCUUUUGCUUUGGAAGGGAACAACCAGGACUCUGCCUGAUGACUCUGCUGGCACCGGGUAGCGUGUGUUUAAGUGAUUUUGAUUUAACUGAUACGUUGACAUGUGACAGUGGGGCACGGUGAGCAAGCCGUGUCUGCACAUAUCAACGAACGCAACGUGCAUGAUGAGAUAACGGCGAAUCACGCAUCGACUGCUUCUGCUGCUUCUUCCCCUGGGAGUAAUGUAGAAGCCACGUAGUCACUACUGCACUGAUUCGACCCGUAUGGCAGUGGGGUAAAUAAAACGUGUUUGAGGCCCAACUAUUACUGCCAACAUUUUUUGGGUAACCUUGAAAAAGGAGUUGAUUAACUUUUUGCUUCCGAUUGGCUGAAGUUUAUCAUCCCUAUCAUGAUAGUAUUAUAUUAAACUCAACAGAAAUACCGGUAUUCGCGCUGAGCUUGGAUCGGUGCCAACAGGGUACCUUCCCGAGCAUUAGUCUUUUAGGCGUUAGACUCACAGACUCGCAGUAGAACAAUGGCCGCCUGUCAUUUCCGUGUUUCGGAAAAGUAUUAUUCGAAGGUGGUGUCAUAAUGUGUUCAGUGGCGCUGCAGUCUGCAAUUCUGGCGGGUGGACACACAGCAGGAUUCAGCGAUCAAACGAAACUUCGCCUGUUCCUCCAACCGAAAGGAUAUUUAACAUUCGGUGCAAGUGCACGGAAUUGUUUAAACAUUGCAUUGCCAUGCUCUUCCGACGACCGGCUGGUGGAAAUGGUUUCGCCGAGCAGCCGUUGUAUCGUCCCGGGAGCUGGCGCUGCAGGAUGGUUGAGAUGCUGCACGCAGACGGAAGGAGCGUUAAUUUCUGUUUCGCAAGAAAAUGGAAAUAAUGCUGAAAAUCUGGCCUUCCAAAUUGCAGCGUGUCAAAACUUAAUUACGAUCACGCUUUUUGCCCCCCCGGAGCAAGAAGCAAAAGAUAGAUGCCUGCAAAGUGAUACUUUGGUGCAGCAGCUGUCAGGAUGCGAAGAAAUGGAGCGCACAAACAAAACACAAAAGCCGCUCCCUCCGGUGGUAAACAGUUGCAUCUGACAGGUGAGGAUUCUGACAGUGGUCAGUGGCGUCGGGAUAGACAUAAUGGUGCACGGCUACACUGCAGGUGUUUAUAUUAUUGUGGCCUCGGCAGUGAUAUUCUUGCUGGAAAUCAAAUGGCUCUUCACACUGUUCAUAGUGCUGUGUACAAACAAUGACUACUCGUCCCGGUGCUACCAGUGUUGGAGCGUGUGCCGGUACUGUGGCGGUUGGCAUCUGACCUUUCCGUACGUGGCCUUAGGUAUAGCGCUGCUCGUGUGGCCCCAUCGGCUGUGGUUAAGCCACGUGGCAGGCGGGCUUUUGCUGGGGCUGGCCAUGCUGCGGUUGCUGACGGUGUGCAAAUUCCGACCGCACGGCAAGGACGACGAGCUGCUGAACCACUUUGAUGAGCACGCGGACAAGUACGACAACCUAUCGGAUGUUUUGGUGGAUAACUCGAUGCCCGAACCGGGCCACAGCUUGGAGAGUAAUGGACAGCGUGCGCCCGGUGGUAAUGAUGACGAGGAGGAUGACGAUGAGCUGGGCAGCAUCCACGGGGGCAGCAUGUGACCGGACGGGCCGGCGCGCCCAAAGCCGAAAGCAACCAUCAAGAAGUGUAUGAAUCAAAAUUACGAAAAGUUGGAUAACGAAUGUGACUGCGAUGUAAUCAAAUAGGACACGACGGCUCUGUAACGGCGAUUCGUGCGACUCGCUCUGUUGUGCGUGUGGUUUUUUUUGUAAAUAAACUUAGCCAGUACACUGGAGAUGUGGAUUUGCUUGCUUGCAAAUAAUAAUAAUAAAAAAACGGAAUACUCCGGUGAGGUCGGAGUUCGGAGGCAUCGUUCCGAUAGGGGAAGCCGCUGGGUUUAAGGCGCUCGGAUACUGUAUUUAAUAGUGGUUAGGAAGUUCUCUUUGAGCUGGUAUGAACCAAAUAAACAUUCAAAUUAUUUA